ACCGAAGAUGGAUAUAUCUUAAACAUGCAAAGAAUCCCAGAGGGACGUGCAGGUGGAAGUGGCGGUGGAAAGAAGCAGCAGCCAGUACUGAUACAGCAUGGAGUCCUUGUGGAUGGGAUGACGUGGCUCCUGAAUUCACCUGCACAAAACCUGCCCAUGAUUUUGGCUGAUAAUGGCUUUGAUGUCUGGAUUGCUAACACCAGAGGCACUGGAUUCUGCAGGCAGCAUGUCUCCCUUGACCCUGCCCACCCGCAAUUCUGGGACUGGUCAUGGGAUGAACUGGUGACUUAUGAUCUACCCGCUGUUUUCGAAUCUGUGUUCAACCACACCGGCCAGAAGAUUCAUUACAUCGGCCAUUCCCUGGGAACUCUUAUAGGUUUGGCAUCAUUCUCAGAGGGACAUCAGGUAGAUAAGCUGAAAUCUGCAGCCUUUUUAAGUCCAAUCGCAUACUUAAGCCAUAUGAAGACUGCACUCGGUGUGCUUGCUGCAAGAGCCUUUGUUGGUGAGAUCACUACAAUGUUUGGAAUAGCAGAAUUCAACCCUAAAGGACAAGAGGCAUCAGUCUUUCUCAAAGCUUUGUGUGAUUAUCCAGGAGUUGACUGCUACGAUCUAGUAUCUGCAAUUACAGGUAAAAAUUGCUGCCUCAACGCUUCCACGGUUGAUCUUUUCUUACAGAAUGAGCCACAGUCAACAGCAACCAAAAACAUGGUGCACUUAGCUCAGACAGUCCGAGACGGGGUCAUCAAGAAAUUCGACUACGGGAGGCCGGACUAUAACCUGAUGCAUUACGGAGAAGGCAGGCCGCCGGUUUACAACAUCUCGAACAUCCCUCGAGACCUUCCGAUAUUCGUUAGCUAUGGAGGGCAAGACGCUCUGUCUGAAGUUUAAGAUGUGGAGCUGUUGCUGGAUCAUCUCAAGUUCCAUGAUGUGAACAAGCUGUCGGUUCAGUACGUCAAGGAUUAUGCACAUGCGGAUUUCAUAAUGGGUAUAAAUGCCAAGGAUAU
Molecule: messenger RNA, 1004 nt
Organism: Hibiscus syriacus
Lineage: Eukaryota; Viridiplantae; Streptophyta; Magnoliopsida; Malvales; Malvaceae
Product: triacylglycerol lipase 2-like
Exons: 8
Coding region: 25-888 (287 amino acids)
Source: RefSeq, a predicted model, not a curated record